Molecule: messenger RNA, 2081 nt
Organism: Oncorhynchus nerka (sockeye salmon)
Lineage: Eukaryota; Metazoa; Chordata; Actinopteri; Salmoniformes; Salmonidae
Product: sodium- and chloride-dependent GABA transporter 2-like
Exons: 15
Coding region: 16-1956 (646 amino acids)
Biological process (GO): sodium ion transmembrane transport
Cellular component (GO): plasma membrane
Molecular function (GO): gamma-aminobutyric acid:sodium:chloride symporter activity
Source: RefSeq, a predicted model, not a curated record
UGCUUUGUUCUGGGUAUGCAGCAGCUUAGGCGCAUGCUGUCUGAGGGGAAUACUGAUCAGUCUGCCGUUACAGCACAGACCCAGACCACUGCGAGGAUGGGGGAGGAGACAAUGGUAAUGGAGGGAAAUUUCCCAAAGGAUCACAGUCAUAACCUGCCUGCCCAGGACAUCAGUCUGGUGAAGGGCCAAAAGAAGAGCCAGUUGCUGCUAGACCGUGGCCAGUGGGCCAACAAGCUAGAGUUCCUCUUGGCCGUGGCAGGCACCUUGGUGGGGCUGGGGAACUUGUGGAGGUUCCCAUAUCUGUGUUACAAAAAUGGAGGAGGUGCAUUCCUGAUUCCCUAUGUUCUGUUCCUGCUCUCCUGUGGGAUCCCCAUGUUCCUCCUGGAGACAGCCAUGGGACAGUACACCUCGCAGGGCUGCAUCACCUGCUGGAGACACUUCUGCCCUCUCUUUGAAGGGAUUGGUUAUGCCACCCAGGUGGUCAUUGCAUAUGCUGCAGUGUCAUACAUCAUCAUCCAGGCCUGGGCCUUCUUCUACUUGUUCUCCUCCUUCAGUGCCGAGGUACCAUGGGCCAGCUGCAGAAACCCCUGGAAUACAGAAUCUUGUGUAGAAUUUGACAAGAGGAAUCUGUCAGCUAACUGGACAGUCCCUGUGAAUGCAACUUCACCUGCGACAGAGUUCUGGGAGCGCAGGGUGUUGAGCAUCUCAACAGGGAUAGAACAGAUUGGUAGACUGCGGUGGGAGCUGGCUCUGUGUCUGCUGCUGGCCUGGAUCCUCUGCUACUUCUGUGUCUGGAAAGGAGUGAAGUCUACUGGGAAGGUGGUGUAUUUCACAGCUACCUUUCCCUAUCUGAUGUUGAUCGUUCUAUUGGCUCGGGGACUCACGUUACCUGGAGCUAUUGAUGGGAUCAAGUUCUACCUCUACCCGGACCCUGCAAGACUGGUCGACCCACAGGUAUGGAUGGAUGCUGGAGCACAGGUGCUUUUCUCCUUUGGUAUCUGUCAAGGGAGUCUGACUGCACUGGGCAGCUACAAUCAUUAUAACAAUGAUUGCUAUAAGGACACGUUUGUGCUGUGUUUGGUGAAUGGAGGAUCAAGCUUCGUUGCUGGGUUUGCUAUCUUCUCUGUGUUGGGCUUCAUGUCAUAUGAACAGGGGCUGCCCAUAUCUGAAGUUGCAGCAUCUGGUCCUGGCCUGGCUUUCAUAGCCUAUCCUCGUGCCGUGGCCAUGAUGCCUUUACCUCAGUUGUGGUCCAUAUGUUUCUUCGUCAUGGUCAUCUUGCUGGGCGCUGACACACAGUUUGUCAGUCUGGAGUGCCUGAUGACCUCUGUGACAGACAUGUUCCCCACCGUGUUUCGAAGGGGGUACCGUCGAGAGCUGCUGCUGCUUUGUCUCUGCUCUGUCUGCUUCUUCCUGGGACUCCUUCUGGUCACAGAGGGAGGCUUAUAUUUUCUACAACUUUUUGACCAUUACGUGUGCAGUGGCAACAAUCUCCUUCUGCUCUCCGUCUGCCAGUCAAUAGCAAUCGGUUGGAUUUAUGGAGUGGAUCGUCUCUAUGACAACAUAGAAGAUAUGAUUGGGUAUCGUCCCUGGCCAGUGAUUAAGUACUGUUGGCUUUACGUCACCCCUACAGUCUGUUUGGGUACAUUCAUCUUUUCCUUGGUACAAUAUAAGCCCCUAAAGUUCAACAAAACCUAUUUGUACCCUGACUGGGCAUAUGCAUUGGGGUGGUUCCUGGGGCUCGCCUGUGUGGCUCUGGUGCCUCUGUGGAUGAUCUGGAAGGUCUAUCGGUCCAAAUUGACAGUCUGGCAGAGCCUAAAACAGCUAUGUCGCCCAGAAACCAACAAGGCCCUCAACCAGAAGCAGCAAACUCCUGAACAGUGCCCUCUGAACCCAGAUUCCAUUCUUAAUCUUGAGUACAAGGGAAGUGGUGUAGUUGAGCUAGAGAUGCACACAUGACAUCUUGCUAAUUUGAAAACAUGAUACAUAGUACUUUUGAUAUGAUAUUUUCAGUGCCCAAUUAAACAGUCCAUACAUAAGUAUUGUAUAUUUGAGGAAUAUAUGCAAAUAAAAAAUUGUAUUCA